AUGGGGCCAUGGCUUCUGGGACGCCUUCUCUUCGUGUUGCUGCUGGGACUGUGGUGGGCAGUGCCUCCCCUUUGUGCUUUGCCUGAGGGUCUCACCAGGGCUCGAUGGUUUGAAAUUCAGCACAUACAGCCGAGGCCUCUCCCGUGUAACAAGGCGAUGAGUGUUGUCAAUAGUUACACCCGGCACUGUAAGCCUGAAAACACCUUUCUGCACACCUCCUUCCAGGAUGUGGCUGCUGCCUGUGAUUCGCCAAACAUCACCUGUAAGAAUGGCCAGAACAAUUGCCACGAGGAUCCGAAGCCCGUUCACCUGACUCAGUGCAGCCUCACUGGGGGGAGGUACCCUGACUGCCGCUACCGAGAGGCUGCCGAGUACAAGUGCUACAUUGUGGCCUGUGACCCCCCUCAGAAGGGCGACCCUCCCUAUGCGUUGGUUCCUGUGCACUUAGAUAAGGUUGUUUGAGGUUUCCAUCACUUUCAUUCUCACUUGGCACAAAUUCUCUUAUGAUCUUUUCUGAUUUUUCUUUGCUUUUGUUGAUUUUCCUGAUUCCCAGAGAAGGAAAAGGGAGGGCGUUGGAAGAAUUAGAGUGACGAUAUCAGGCAGUUUUCUGCUUUGGAGCUCAGUGAUUUGAAGGAAGACAGAAGGGAAGAGGGCAAAGAAGGGUCCAGGCCUCCGUAUUUUCAGCUGUAGAACUUUGCUGCGUUACAGGAGAAAAGCAAUUUUAAUUACAUGUGUACGUGUGGGAUCCCUACAAUUACAUGAGACUCAGAAGACACGGGAAACCCUGGGUGGGGGGUGGGGGGGGCUCAGGGUCCAUGUCUGCAGCAGCGUCCCGAGACCAGGCCUGGGGCCUGGAGGGUUGUCCUGGCUUAGAGAUGCCAUGUUUCCCAGGGAAAAUGAGCUAAGUAGACAACCCAAUACAUGUCUUCUACCCACAGGGUGUGGGAAAAGAAAUUGAGUAUCAGGUCAGAAGACAUUGCAUUUUUCAAAUGUCAUACUUACUAGAGGAUGUGAGGCCAGUAAAAACAUUAUGCCUCUCCUUCAGCUUUACUUCCUGCCUUAGUUGGUACUUUAACUGUUUCCAUUGGGGAAAAGAACUGUACAGUCAAAAAGAAUUUUAUUGAUAAAUUCAAUAAAGUGAAUAUUUUUGCUUAA
Molecule: messenger RNA, 1155 nt
Organism: Camelus dromedarius (Arabian camel)
Lineage: Eukaryota; Metazoa; Chordata; Mammalia; Artiodactyla; Camelidae
Gene: RNASE6
Product: ribonuclease A family member k6
Exons: 1
Coding region: 1-462 (153 amino acids)
Biological process (GO): antimicrobial humoral immune response mediated by antimicrobial peptide; antibacterial humoral response; defense response to Gram-positive bacterium
Molecular function (GO): nucleic acid binding; RNA nuclease activity
Source: RefSeq, a predicted model, not a curated record